AUAUAUUCCUUCCUUGAUUCUUCCUCUUCCCUCUACAAGUUACUCCAUUUCUUUCCUCCAUCCUUUUGCUUUCGGCCACUCUCUGCACGUUGUUGGCUUGUGGGAGAGCUGGUGGCACUGUGGCAGUGACAUCGUAUUUAUCUGAAUUGCAGCCUUCUACCAUCAAGCUCUCCUCCGAUUCUUCCAGUUGCAUGCACACAAAGUUUCCCAGAUGUAUCACUAUCUGCGACUCUCUCUACUGCUGGUCACCACUCUCUCUGACGUAGCAAUUGCUCAAAGAUGGAGGGAGAUCAGCGGCAGCAACCAAUGGAGCGGCCUCCUAGACCCCCUCGACAUCGACGUCCGGCGCGAGGUGAUCCGCUACGGCGAGCUGGCGCAGGCGACGUCGGACGCCUUCAUCACAGACCCCGCGUCGCCGUACGCCGGGGCUUGUCGCUACAGCCCGGCCUCGUUCUUCAACAAGGUUCAGGCGUCCGACCCGGGUGCGUACCGCGUCACAAGGUUCAUCUACGCGACGUCGAGCGCCCGGCUGCCUGACGGGUUCAUGGCGAGGCCGCUGCCGGCGGGCGCGUGGAGCACGGACUCCAACUGGAUGGGGUACGUCGCGGUGGCCACGGACCGCGGCGCGGCGGCGCUCGGGAGGCGGGACAUUGUGGUGGCGUGGCGCGCGACGAAGCGGGCGACGGAGUGGGCCAGCGACCUGGACUUCGCGCUGGUGCCGGCGGCCGGCAUUGUCGGGCCGGGGCGCGGCUGGUCGCAGCCGUACGUGCACAGGGGGUUUCUGUCCGUGUACACGUCCAAGAACUCCACGUCAAGGUUCAACAGACGAAGCGCGCGCGAGCUGGUGCUGACUGAAGUAAGAGGGCUGCUCGAUACGUACAAGAACGAGGACUGCAGCAUCAGCAUAACCGGCCACAGCCUAGGAGGCGCACUGACCACGCUCAACGCCAUCGACCUGGUCGCCAAUGGAUUCAACGUCCGCGGUCCGUCCCGAUCCCCUGUGCCCGUCACGGCCAUCCACUUCGGCGCCCCCCGCGUCGGCGACGAGCAGUUCAAGAAGGCUUUCCACUCGAUGGCCGGCCUAAGCCUGCUCCGGGUCCGCAACGUCCCGGACAUCGUGCCGACCAUCCUGCCGCCCGUGAUCUACGCCGACGUCGGCGUGGAGCUGCUCGUGGACACGCGCAAGUCGCCGUACCUCAAGGAGAAGGCGGGCCCUGCCCAGUGGCACAACCUGGAGGGCUACUUGCACGGCGUCGCGGGCACGCACGGCGCCCGCGACAGCGCGGGGUUCGGCAUGGAGGUGGACCGCGACUUGGCGCUCAUCAACAAAGAAGAGGACGCGCUCAGAGACGAGUACCCCGUGCCGGCGAUGUGGUGGGCGGAGAAUAACAAGGGCAUGGUCAAGAACGCCACUGGACACUGGGUGUUGCACGACCACGAGGAGGGUAACCUUGCGUUGUGAUCAUCUUUUUUUUUUUUUGCCUAAGAUCGUUGAAAGGCUUUUUACGAAAUAUAAUACUGCCUCUUAUCGAAAAUGUAAGCUGGUUUUCUGAACUUUUUACCGUCAAAUAUUUCUGUGUUUGUCAUUCUGUAAGGAAAAAUUACUAGCAUCAGACAAUGCACUGUAAUUACAUUAUAUGACAUGAUAUGUUUGCACGGAAAUUAAUGGUCAAAAUUUGAUAGCA
Messenger RNA from Triticum aestivum (bread wheat), 1685 nucleotides. RefSeq names its product phospholipase A1-II 3-like. Gene Ontology annotation, biological process: lipid metabolic process. The record is from RefSeq and is a predicted model, not a curated record. Lineage: Eukaryota; Viridiplantae; Streptophyta; Magnoliopsida; Poales; Poaceae. The transcript has 2 exons. Gene Ontology annotation, molecular function: glycerophospholipid phospholipase A1 activity. The coding region runs from base 212 to 1462 and encodes 416 amino acids.